AAAAUCCACUCCAACCUCAACUCCAGCCGUUUUUUCGACAAAACCUCCUUCUCGCAGUUUUUAUCUCAAGUAGUGAUUCUAUCCUUUGCAUUUUCAAUAGCAAACGCCCUACCACGAGUCGCCGCCUCUGUCGAUUAAAUUCCAGUCUACUUCUGGAUACCGAUUGUUCCUUCACUCCCUUAAGUUGGAUGGAUCUGAAAAUGUGGGGAAUCUUUAGAUGCGAAUGGAAGGGAUAAAGAACUUGGAGAGGAGUUUGCUUUAUAUGAUAUUUUGGGAUCAGAAAUAAGGGAUUUGAAUCUGGUUUGAGAAAGAGUAAUCCUUUGAAUUUGAUCUAGAAGAUGGUUUUCUUGUUGAAAGAAUAAAGGGUUUUGUUUAGGUUCCCUCAGAAGGAAAGUGGUGGGCUAGAAGAAACAAGCGCAGUUGCAGUUUGAGGUUGGUUCUAUGGAGGAGUAGUAGUCGGAGAAGUUGCAGGCGGCGACGACGUGGUCGGGGAACUCGUAAGAAUUGAGGAUGUAGGAGAUGAUGAAAGAGAUGUUAACGAAGGAGUUAAAUAAGUCGUUCGUGGGAAAAACGAGCGAAAUUGUGGUUAGAGUGGAUUUUGGAGAUGGAAAUACCCAAAACGGUGUAGUUUCGGAUGGAUAUUGAAACAAUUAUGGGUGAAACGAUGACCCGUUCUCAGAAUAUUCCAACAAAGAGUGCAAUUUAUGUGUGGGGAUAUAAUCAUAGCGGCCAGACUGGUAGGAGAGGGAAAGAACAACACUUGAGGAUCCCUAAACAGCUAUCGCCCGAUCUCUUUGGGUGUCCGGCGGGGGGAAAUUCCCGCUGGCUGGAUAUUGCUUGCGGCCGUGAGCAUACUGCGGCGGUGGCCUCAGAUGGGUCAUUAUUCACGUGGGGUGCUAAUGAGUUUGGACAACUGGGAGAUGGUACCGAGAAGGGGAGGAAAAACCCAAAGAAAGUAAAGCAAUUGCAGACGGAGUUUGUGAAAUUUGUAUCUUGUGGGGCACAUUGCACAGCUGCUAUUGCAGAACCUCGUGAAAAUGAUGGGACCAUCUCAACAAGGAGACUCUGGAUUUGGGGACAAAAUCAGGGAUCAAAUUUACCUCGUUUAUUUUGGGGCGCAUUUACUCCUAACAUGGUCAUCCGUCAAGUGUCCUGUGGAGCAGCCCAUGUAGUUGCUUUAUCAGAGGAAGGCCUACUACAAGCUUGGGGCUAUAAUGAGUAUGGUCAGCUAGGCAGAGGCGUUACUUCCGAAGGAUUACAGGGGGCUCGUGUGAUAAAUGCAUAUGCAAAAUUCCUGGAUGAGGCUCCUGAGCUUGUGAAGAUUACCCAAGUGUCAUGUGGGGAGUACCACACUGCAGCUGUUUCUGAAAAAGGCGAGGUCUAUACUUGGGGUCUAGGAAACAUGGGUCAACUUGGACACAGUUCCCUUCAAUCUGGUGAUAAAGAGCUCGUGCCAAGGAGAAUAGUUGCUCUGGAUGGUAUAUGCAUUAAGGAUGUUGCUUGUGGUGGGGUACAUACAUGUGCUUUAACUUCAAAGGGAGCACUUUAUGCCUGGGGUGGUGGUCAAGUAGGUCAGCUAGGCCUUGGCCCUCAAACAGGAUUCUUUUCAUGCAACCCUAAUGAUUCAUUCUUUCGUAAUAUCCCUGCUUUGGUUAUUCCCACCGGUGUCCAGCUUGUUGCUUGUGGACAUUCUCACACACUUAUUUGUUUGAGAGAUGGAAGAAUUAAUGGAUGGGGUUACAAUAGUUAUGGUCAGGCAGCAAAUCAGAAAUCUAUUUAUGCGUGGUAUCCUUCACCAGUUGACUGGUGCGUUGGUGAAGUGCGAAAACUAGCAGCUGGGGGUGGUCAUUCCGCUGUAUUGACUGAUGCAUGUUCUUUGAAAGAACUUUGCGAGUUUAGGCUUGCAGAGUGUGUGACCUUAUCAAAUGCUGCACGGAUAGGGGAUGUUGCUUCUCGAACUGGAGCAGAUGCUUUAGCACGUCUUUGCGAGAGACUGAGGGAACAUCAUCUUCAUGGUGGUGGCUUCGACGAUCAGGAUGACAUCAGCAAUAUGAAGAGCUGACUGCUCGCUACGAAUUUCGUGUUGUGAGCUUCAUUACCAACCUUAGAAUUGUAGGAUAAUUGUGAAUCAAUUCAAAAUCCAUCCACUGUAUUGGUUAGAACAGUAUAGCAGAAACUCAAACUAAAACAUGAACUCAAAUAACAGACUUGUUUAGUAUGAGUUGGUGGAACUUGAAAGUUUGUAUGGAUUGAUAAUUGGAAGGCUUACAAACAAACAUUCACCCCUAACAAAAUCAUUCUGUUUCUUUUUGUA
Molecule: messenger RNA, 2314 nt
Organism: Gossypium raimondii (Peruvian cotton)
Lineage: Eukaryota; Viridiplantae; Streptophyta; Magnoliopsida; Malvales; Malvaceae
Product: ultraviolet-B receptor UVR8
Exons: 10
Coding region: 635-2062 (475 amino acids)
Cellular component (GO): cytoplasm
Molecular function (GO): guanyl-nucleotide exchange factor activity
Source: RefSeq, a predicted model, not a curated record